AUGUUAGUUACCUCGGAAUUUGUUUGGUUAUUUGUAUCAGAGAAAUCUAGGGUUAAGACAGGGCAGCAGCAGUAUCCCUUCUCAUAUUCACGUUUGCCCAGUCAUUCUUCACACAGUGCUUUUGGAAACUCUGAUGUGCAGAAGACUAUUUCCGGUAAUUCCCGUAAUGUCAGCACUUCACAAGAGUUGAAUGGUUUCUCUUCGGCUGCAAAGGACAACUCGAGUCCCAGUAGAGUAAUCUGCCCAACUGGAGCAACUGCUUCGACUUCUAUCUCUUAUCCCUAUAACAGUUCUGGCGAUAGUUCAAUCCCUUCUGCAUGGAUGACAUUAGAGAAGAGGCCAACUUUUCAGACCCAAAGCAGGAGUGAUUUCUUUAAGAAUCUGUCAAAGAAGAGUUCCUCAAAGAACUCUUGUUCCGAUGUUUGCCCCAAUGGAAUUUCAUGUGCCUUGGAGAAGUCUGAAGUUGGCAAAAGCACUGCCACUUCUUCUGUGAACUCUUUGGCUGAGAGCAGCUCUGUAAUUACUGAAAAUGCUGCUGCUGCUGCUGCUGCCAGUAAACCAUUGAAAUUUUCAAGCAAUGGAGAACAGCAGCAUAGCACCAACCCAGUUCUCCAUCCAGAUGAAGAGAUUGCAUUCUUACGAUCACUAGGGUGGGAGGAAAGUGCUGGAGAGGAUGAAGGCCUCACUGAGGAUGAGAUACAAGACUUCUAUGAGAAGUAUUUGAAAUUGCAACCGUCAUCAAAUAUUUCUCUGAGGAGCACGUCAAAGCCGGAUUCCGUUGGCCACUUGAGUGGUGGUGCUCCAUAAGGUUGUAGAUCAUCUUGCUGAGUAUGAAACAUACAUUUAGUAUUUAGGAGCAUGAUUCCAGGAUUUGGAAUACGAAAGUGACGGGGGGACAAUUGAAGUUCACUUACUCUGUUUCCUUAGUAGGUGGGUUGAUAGAGUUGGUUUUGGAGUAUUAUUUAUGAAAGAUAAAGAAUAGUUUACAUACAUACAAACAGAAAUUACAAGGCAGCACUGAUCCUUUGUUAAUAAUCAGUGAAACAAUCGCAAAAGCCUGCAUGUAGCAAGAAGUAUAUAUGCGGAAACAUAGUAUACAUAAUACCAAUAUUUUUCAACACUAACGAGUGGAUGCUUAUUAGUUAUUACAUUACUC
Messenger RNA from Arachis duranensis, 1156 nucleotides. RefSeq lists its product as uncharacterized. Bases 1 to 807 code for a protein of 268 amino acids. The transcript is spliced from 2 exons. Lineage: Eukaryota; Viridiplantae; Streptophyta; Magnoliopsida; Fabales; Fabaceae. The record is from RefSeq and is a predicted model, not a curated record.